Messenger RNA from Anopheles nili, 579 nucleotides. Its product is annotated as protein phosphatase 1 regulatory subunit pprA-like. Gene Ontology annotation, molecular function: protein binding. The coding region runs from base 1 to 579 and encodes 192 amino acids. The transcript is spliced from 3 exons. The record is from RefSeq and is a predicted model, not a curated record. Lineage: Eukaryota; Metazoa; Arthropoda; Insecta; Diptera; Culicidae.
AUGAUAAAGUUAAUCAAAUUGAAUGCUUCAUCACUCGAUGUUGGCCUGUUCUAUGGCAAAAAAUCAUCGGUGAAUAAUACCUAUUUGGACAAACUUAGGAUUACUAAAUGCCUGCUGAAGGCUAUUCCAAGAUCUAUAGGCCAUCUAAAAAAUGUUAAAGUUGUUACUAUACUCGAUACAAAGCUGGAAAUUGUCGACUUCGGGUCCUUUGCUAUGUUGCAGAACUUGAGAAAGCUCGAUUUAAGUAGUAACAUGAUCAAGCAUGUCUUUCAAACAGCUAUGUCGGAAGCACACUUUCCUAGCUUAAUAGGGAUUGAUCUACAAGGUAAUCGUUUGAAAAUCAUUGAUAUGAAUAUAUUUACAAGCAUGAAAUCACUACGCUGGUUGUAUUUAAGUAAAAAUAAGCUUGAUCGCGUUGAAGGACCAAUCGCGUCUUUGAAAUUGAAAGAUCUUCGAUUAUCGAGUAAUCGUCUAACGAAACUAGAUUGUUGCAACUGGAAUUUAAGUUCAUUAACGGACUUCAUUUUAUCAAAUAACAAGUUGAAACGGCUACCGACGAUGGUUUCUGGAACACAAUAG